GGAGCAUUCCCCCACGCCUCGCCAGUUUACCCCGGCUUGAAUACUUGGACCUCGGGGCCAACGCUCUGACAGGCCCCAUCCCAGCCUUCUGCAAGGCCGGGCAACGGCUCACCUUCCUCAGUCUCGCCUACAACGCCCUCUCCGGCCCGCCCACCCCACUCUCCCCCCACUGCUCUGCCUCCCUCUCCUUCCUCUACCUCUCCUCCAACCGCCUCUCUGGCCCCAUCCCCGCUACGAUCAGCUCCUUUAAGCACCUAAGGCGCCUGCACCUCGACAAUAACGCUCUCACGGGAGCGAUCCCAGCCGGUCUUUCUGUUUCUGAACGUCCCCUUCCCUGUCUCUUCUUUUCCCCCUCUCGGCUUCCGUUCCAUCGUUUUACCAUUCCCUUUAUUACUCGACCUGGUGCUAGACAGCUGCAGCAAGAAAUUGAUCCUCCUUCCCCCCUCUCCUCUCUCACUUCCCUCUCUCACUCUCCUCCCUCCCUCUCCUCUCUCUCUACCCUCCCUCACUGUCCCUGCUCACUCUCCUCCAUCACCCUCCUUCUUUACUCUCCUCCAUCCCUACUCUCCUUCCCUCACCUUCCUCCCUCACUCUCCUCCCCCCUUACUCUCCCUCCCUCACUUUUUGUCUCCUGUCCUUCUCUCCAACCACCAUUCGCAUCCAUUGCGCUCACCUGA
Closterium sp. Naga37s-1 is the source of this 677-nucleotide messenger RNA. NCBI's taxonomy places the organism in Eukaryota, Viridiplantae, Streptophyta, Zygnematophyceae, Desmidiales, Closteriaceae. The record is from the annotation of a GenBank genome assembly.